AUGUUUGCUCUACGCCUGAAUGAAGGGUGUCAAUUUCACUACGCGAAAGGACUAUCGGACCGCAAACCAUCAGGCUCAUUCUAUCUGUCCAAUGAUGAUCCUUCGGAAAAAGAAACAGACUAUGAGGAGGUUGGGCAGGUCUUUGCUUCUUCGAAUACUGUUGAAUAUCGAAUACUGGUCUCUAACACCACGAAGAGGUGCCUGCACAUUGCUAGAGGGCUUGUUAACGCAGCAAUCCCCUGCAAAGCACGGCAGCGAGGGAGCACAUUUUUACAGUCACAGGGCUCAUUGGCUGUGAGGGAGCACAUUUUUACAGUCACAGGGCUCAUUGGCUGUGAGGGAGCGCAAAUCUUACAUCGCUGGGCUCGUGGCAGCGACAGCCGUGGUCACGGAAGGUCUGGAGUACUUGGUUUCGCAGAGCCCAUCCUGCGAAGCACACUUGUUGACGCAGAGCCCAUCCUGCGAAGCACACUUGAUCACGCAGAGCCCAUCCUGCGAAGCACACUUGAUCACGCAGAGCCCAUCCUGCGAAGCACACUUGUUGACGCAGAGCCCAUCCUGCGAAGCACACUUGAUCACGCAGAGCCCAUCCUGCGAGGCACACUUGAUCACGCAGAGCCCAUCCUGCGAAGCACACUUGAUCACGCAGAGCCCAUCCUGCGAAGCACACUUGAUCACGCAGAGCCCAUCCUGCGAAGCACACUUGUUGACGCAGAGCCCAUCCUGCGGAGACUCUUGUUGUCGCAGAUGUCCCUGCGGAGACUCUUGGUGUCGCAGAUGUCCCUGCGAGGCGCUUUGUUGACACAGGACCUAGGCUGCGGAGAACUUGCGCCCCCCUGCGAGGUAGUCUUGUUUUCGCAGCACCCCCCUGCGAGGAUUAUUGUUCACGCAGACCUAUCCUGCGAGGUAGUCUUGUUUUCGCAGCACCUCCCUGCGAGGAUUAUUGUUAACGCAGACCUAUCCUGCGAGGUAGUCUUGUUUUCGCAGCACCCCCCUGCGAGGAUUGUUGUUAACGCAGACCUAUCCUGCGAGGUAGCCUUGUUGACGCAGCACCUCCCUGCGAGGAUUAUUGUUAACGCAGACCUAUCCUGCGAGGUAGUCUUGUUUUCGCAGCACCUCCCUGCGAGGAUUAUUGUUAACGCAGACCUAUCCUGCGAGGUAGUCUUGUUUUCGCAGCACCUCCCUGCGAGGAUUGUUGUUCACGCAGACCUAUCCUGCGAAGCACCUUUUUACGCUCGCGGGGCUCAUGGCAGCGAGGGAGCACAGUCUUACAUCGCUGGGCUCGUGGCAGCGACAGCCGUGGUCACGGAAACUCUCGAGCCCGCAGGCAAGAGAUGGACACUACGAUGCAUCAAAGUGUGA
Molecule: messenger RNA, 1362 nt
Organism: Penicillium arizonense
Lineage: Eukaryota; Fungi; Ascomycota; Eurotiomycetes; Eurotiales; Aspergillaceae
Exons: 4
Coding region: 1-1362 (453 amino acids)
Source: RefSeq, a predicted model, not a curated record